GUUGGAGGUUGUAAGGAGGGGAAUUUGUUCUCAAGGUGUCCGCGCUGGGAUUGAAGUUUCAUUAAAAGUCGGUUCAUUAUAAAAGUCUUACGGCUUCACCUUCUUCAGUUUUCUAAACUUCCAUCAGUUCACUUUUUCUAACAAUGGAGGCAUCUGUAACAGAUCUUCGUUUGCGAUUAAGUAUUAAGAAGGAGCAACCGGUACAGUUAGAUGAUCUGAUAUCCAAGUCAACAAAUGAAUGUAUUUUAAAGAAUGAGGAAACCUUGGAGCUUGCAGAUCAUAUCAAAGUUGAAUCUAAUUGUGAUCGAGUUGAUAAAAAUCUGCAUAAUAAUACUAGUGGCCAUAGUAACAGUAAUGGUUUAGUUGCUGUUAAGAAAACUCGAAAUCGAACAAAGCGAAAUCCUCCUAAAGAAGUUAAAGUGUUCCAAUGCACUAAAUGUCGCAGCUGUUACACUUCUAAAACAUUUCUGAAAAUGCAUAUUAAAUAUGUUCACAAAGAUGUAGAAUAUACAUGUCCUCAAUGCUGUAAAACAUUUGCAGAGAAGUACAAGUUGGAAAUUCAUCAAGCGAUGAUUCAUGGAGUAAGCCGGUUUAAAUGCGAACAGUGCGGUCAAUGCUUUUUGACAAAUGGUGCACUCAAAUCUCACAAUGAAGUUGUACAUUUAGGAAUUACUUAUCCGUGCCCAGUGUGUGGAAAAGUUUUCUCAAGAAAACAUUAUUUAUCUCUGCAUAAUGUUUUUGUUCAUGAAAAUACAAAAUUGCCAUGUACCUACUGUACCAGAACAUUUCCGUUUAAAUCUCGUCUUAAUGAUCACAUUAGAAUUGUUCAUGAAGGCAUAAAACCGAAAUGUGAUGAAUGUCUCAAAGAAUUUACCACGAAGUUCGCUUUAAAUGAACAUAUCAGAGCAAUACAUAAAGGCAUAAGACUGGCGUGUAAUCAAUGUGAUCGGACAUUUCUCUCGAGAAAUUGUUUAAAUCAACAUAUCAUGGGGAUCCAUGAAGGUAAACAACUUACCUGUGAUAAAUGUAGCAAGAAAUUCUGCUCAAGGACUCGUUUAAAUAGGCAUGUUAAAAUUGUUCAUGAUGGCAUCAAAUUGGAAUGUAAUCAAUGCGACAAAAAGUUUUCCCGUAGAUGUUACUUAAAUGAACACGUCUUAAUCGUACAUGAAGGCGUAAAAGUCACCUGUGAUCUAUGUGACAAAGAGUUUGCUUCCAAAGCGAAUCUUGAUGAACAUAACAGAAUUAUUCAUGAAGGAAUAAAGUAUCCAUGUGAUCAAUGCGAAAGAAAGUUUACCUCUAAAUGUAACCUAAAUGAACAUAUGAAAGUCAUUCAUGAAGGAAUCGCAUUUCCUUGUGAACAGUGUGAUAAAAAAUUCACUUCAAAAACUACUCUUGGCCGGCACAUAAAAGCAAUUCAUGAAGGUGUACGAAUGUCUUGUGAUCAGUGUGAAAGACGAUUUUUGAAUAAAUCUCUCUUAAACGAACAUAUUCGAGUUGUUCAUGAAGGUUUAUCGUUCAAGUGUGAAGAGUGUGGUAAUGGAUUUGUGAAGAUGACUAGCUUAAGAGAUCAUGUAAACAGUAAACAUGGAGGGAUGAAAUUCACAUGUGAUAUAUGUGAUAAAAAGUUUUCAGCAAGGACUGCACGUAAUCGACAUAUCAAAACUAUUCAUGAAGGUAAAAAGUUUUGCUGCGAUCAAUGUGAUAGAAAAUUUGAUGGUAAAUCCCACCUUAAAGAUCACGUCAAAGUCGUACACGAAGGUUCGCCUUUCAAAUGUGAUAUAUGCGAACGUUCGUUUACCAAACCUGUUAGUGUGAGAGAACAUAUCAAGGCUGUGCAUAAUGGUGAAAAUCACAUAUGUGAUCAAUGUGGCAAAUCAUUUUCACGAAAACGUUUCUUAAAUAGGCACAAAUCUGCAUUUCAUAAGAGGCGAAAUGAUUAAGAUGAAAAUGGUAAAUUAUAGUUUAUUCAUUUGUAUGAAGAAUAUAUACUUGUUAUGUGGUAUACUGAGUUACAGCUUUUACUGUUCAUUAUUUUAUCCUCGUAUACUGGAAUUAUAUAAAGACACCGAUCAACAGGCAGCAUCAAAUCGAUAUGAUUUUUUACAAUGAUUGUAGUAGUAAUACAAAUAAGUGAAAUGCUUUAUGGUAUCAUAAAGCAUACAAGUAGAUUUGUACUUACACCCAUUUCUAUUUUAUGUAUUUAACGUAUUAAGCUGAAAGGAAUAAGAUAUAUUCGCAAAUUUGAGCUACUUUCAACAAGCACAAUAAGCGAAUAAACUUAAGUAUUAUAGAAUUUGAUUUACGAUUAAGCGGCUAUGAAUAUAACUGACUUUUGGCGCGGAAAAUAUAGCACAUUGUUUUGUCUCACUAGAUAUUCUGUUUCAAUUAUGUGUAUUUUCCAACUUUUAUUCAUUUUUUGUGAGGUUGCUUUUCUAUAGAACUUUGAAUCUGUGUGUCAUUUAUAUAUAGAUAAGCCUAUAAUAGUGAGUAUCAUUAGGGGAAGGUACUCUUAUAUUUGGUACUUGUAGCUAUUCGUACCUACUUACUGAGGUAACCAUGUCUAAAAUUACUUGAUAACUUCCUUUUGAGCAAUGUAAUUUAUUUUUGUGGCUGACUAAAUCAACGGAAGCAAACUAGGACUUAAUCUAACCACAUAUGACCAGCAGUUGCCAUGUAUCACACGUAAGAUGAUAAGACCUUCAAGAUUUUGCUUCGAUGUAUUUAUCCCGCUGUGAUUGCUACCGUUCCAUUUUGACGGAAGUUGCCAUACCUCAAUGAAGAAGCAUAAACUUUCCCAUAAACAUGAAAUUACUGGUCAACGACUUUAUAAAGCGUUAGCGUAUCUUCCUGAUUGCGGUGGACUGGAUCAUGCAGCAAACCGUGACGAGCGAGAAAACGGGCAUACUCUGGACCGAUGUAAAGACCCUCGAAGAUUUGUAUUUCGCCAACGAUGAUGAUUUAUGUGUAAUCUCUCGUCGCACAAACCCCAAGAUCUACAGGCGGAAACCAACAAGUUGACAGAAGAGAUAAGGCAGGGAAGAGAAUACGGAGGGGAUGAAGAUGCCCAACCAACAACAACAAACUCCAAUCAGCAUCAAUGGGAGAAACUUAAAGAAAGUAACCUCCUUCACCUAUCUAGGCAGCAUCGUUUCAACUACAGGCGGCACAGACGAGGACGUGAAAGCCAGCUAGGAUCGGAAAAGCAAGACAGGUGUUCAUUAGUUUGAAAUCAUUGUGGAGAUCUUCCACACUCAGCAUAAAGCGUGAACAAUAUCCGGAUUUUCAACACCCACGUCAAAUCAGUGCUUCUGUAUAGUUCAGAGACUUGGUGCAUUACGAAAGGGAUUUCCAACAAACUUCAGACAUUCAUCAAUAGCUGCCACCUACGCUCAAUCCAAACUGAAGAUCAGAUGGAUGGGCAGAAUAAAAAGAAUAAGUAACAAGGAAGUGUGGCUGGCUGGCAACGAACCAACCAAGAGGCUAUCGUUCAACAAAUAUGCAGAGAAAGAAAGUGUAGAUGGAUUGGAUUGGGCAUACACUGAGAAGACAGUUUGGAGACAUGACGUGUCAGGUCAGGCCGUCGAGUGGAAGGUGAAUAGGAAACGACGAGUUGUGCGUCCGAGGUGAUGGUGAUAUGGAGGAGAUGGUGUGAGGAAGAAAUGAGAGGUUGUUGUGAGUUGUGGAGCGAGGUUGAAAAGACUGCAUAGAAGAUAGUGAAAUGGCGACGUAUUACAGAAGCCUUAUUUUCCACUAGGAACUCAAGGGACAAAUAUAUAAUGUAAAUAAUAAUCUUGGUCUGGUCUGACUUAGAUUUUCCCAAUCUAAUCCUACGCUGGUUAGUUUUUGAAGUCAAUGCACUAUUGAUUGGUGCAUGAAGUAAUGUCCCAUUAAUUUCUUAUCACUUGAAGCUUAUCUAAGCGUAACAUGUUGUAUGAGCUUAUUCAUUUGAUGUGCGAUAUCAGUGAUAUUUUCCUGUGUUUUUUCUCACUUAUAGCUUAUUUCAGUCACCACUAAAUUGUGUUAAUAGCGAAUAUGACUGGUUUAGUUGAGCAGAAGGAGAUGGAUAUGAAACUACUUCAUUGUCUGCAUUUUGUUUUACUUUUUAUAUGUGUAUCGAUCUCAUGUUUUCUCUGCAUAUAUUUUCUUCCUUUUUGUAUAUAUGAAUGCUUUUUUUUAUGCGACAUACCUUUCUGUAUUUUCUAAUUGUUUUACGUUGACUGAUUGUGUUUGUAUUUUAAUGCUUAUUGGCAGUAAUUAUCAGUAAAACCUAGAACAUAUA
Molecule: messenger RNA, 4279 nt
Organism: Heterobilharzia americana
Lineage: Eukaryota; Metazoa; Platyhelminthes; Trematoda; Strigeidida; Schistosomatidae
Source: the annotation of a GenBank genome assembly